Dicentrarchus labrax (European seabass) is the source of this 2689-nucleotide messenger RNA. It is a transcript of the gene tmem19, whose product is annotated as transmembrane protein 19. Lineage: Eukaryota; Metazoa; Chordata; Actinopteri; Moronidae. Gene Ontology annotation, cellular component: membrane. The coding region runs from base 278 to 1285 and encodes 335 amino acids. The record is from RefSeq and is a predicted model, not a curated record. The transcript has 8 exons.
ACUAAACGAGUCGUUCCGCCGUACCUUCCGGCUCACAGCACUGAUUCCCGUUCGUCAGCGAGCCCCUUGCCCACAUUCACCCGCGUUAGUGGCCGACUUUAACUAAAGAAGAAACAGUUUGCGGCCUUUUUGGCGACGUCUGAGGAGCGGCGCCGUCUAUAAACUGGACGUUUUAAGCGGAUGUAGAUUAACGUUAGCUGCAGCUGAAAGUCAAGAUGACUGCGGAGGAAAGUGGUGAGUUCACGUACAUAAAGCAGCUCUCGCUCCAUCCGUCAGCAUGAACUCUGAUAACGACGUGCUGAUGAAGGAGUACAUCAAGAUGAUGACUGAUAUGAUCGUGCUGUGUGCCACUCUGGCACUGUCCCUCUUCUUCUGGGUCACCUCUCUCACCAUCAGCACCUACUACGGGACGCUGCAGCCUGUGUCGCCGUGGCGGUGGUUGUUCUCCAUCCUGGUUCCCCUCAUGCUGACGCUCAGAGCGCUGAAGAGACGCAGUCUGGCCCGCUCGGGAGCCCUCGGAGCUCUCCUGGUGGGAUUCGUGUUGACGAUGGCCAACUACAGCUUCUUCUCCUCCCUGCUCGCCUUCUUCAUCACCUCCUCCAAACUGACGCGCUGGGGGGGAGCCAAGAAAAGGAAAAUAGACGCCGAGUACAAAGAAGGGGGGCAGAGGAACUGGGUUCAGGUCUUCUGUAAUGGAGGAGUUCCCACAGAGCUGGCUCUGCUGUACAUGAUAGAGGUGGGUCCGGGCGAGAUGCCCAUUGACUUCAGUAAACAGUACUCCGCCUCCUGGAUGUGCCUUUCUCUUCUGGGCGCGCUCGCCUGCAGCACCGGGGACACCUGGGCAUCGGAGGUGGGCCCCGUCCUCAGCCAAUCGCAGCCCAGACUCAUCACCACCUGGAAGGAAGUCCCAGCAGGAACAAACGGAGGAGUCACUACCGUCGGAUUGGUCGCCAGCUUCCUCGGCGGGCUCAUGGUGGGCGCCGCUUACUUUGUGACGCAGCUCCUGACCGUCAGCGACCUGCACAUGGCGGACCCGCAGUGGCCCAUCGUGGUGUACGGCGGCAUGGCGGGGCUGCUGGGAUCCAUGCUGGACUCGUUCCUGGGAGCUCACAUGCAGUACUCAGGCUUUGACUCGAGCAUCGGGAAGGUCGUGUGUUACGAGUCCGCCACCACCCAACGGAUCUCCGGGAAACCGAUCUUAGACAACAAUGCGGUCAACCUGUUCUCGUCCGUGCUCGUGGCGCUCGUCCUGCCCGGGCUGGCGUGGGGGAUGUGGCCGCGAUAGACAGACGAUGGAUAAACACUGAGCGCUAAAGAAUCUGAUCUGAGACGGAUUUAUGAGACAUUUGAGUCUCUGUUGGUCUGAAUAUUGGAUAAAAACGCUGCCUGCAUUAUCGCUUUGAGAGCCUCUGAUCGUGAUAAAAACUCUUUGGAAGAGGAAAAUAAAUACUGACUAAUGAAAACCUUUAGCAGUGUUUUCAUACCUCAACACCGAUCACUGACUGGAAGUCACUGCCCUGAUAGAUCAGAUAGUUAAUAACGCAAUGGUUUGAGGGAUUAGUAAGUAGUAAUCGACUGAUAUUGAGCAAAAUUAUAAAAAUUAUAUAAUAAUUAUAUAUACGAAAUUCACUGCCACAUCUCAGACCAGAACAAAAAGGUGCCACAGCCAACCGGACUACCCUGACAAAACCAGUAAUUUUACCUUACAGGUUAUUGUAAAACUCCCUUUAAAACCAAAGCUGCUUUGGUCUAAAUCAACCUUUAAUUCAUAGAGUUAGAUGGUCAAAUAUCUGUGUAAAGUACGUCUUGUAACUGUGUUUGUUUUUACCGCCGACAGCAUUAAGGAAACGAUCCCGGCAGAGGUCAACCUUUUGUUUAACCAGAAACUUCAUUAUCACUCUCCACCAGACUCCAUAGACAAAAACGGUCAUUUUACUUGCAUACUUUACAUAUCAUCGUAACUUCAUUCAAAGUGGACAGAAACAGAAUACAACUCAUUAAAACUGUCUCUGUUAGUGUUUCCAACAAUCAGCAACUCUGGUUUGGUGGAAAUAAAUCCUGAAUUCACCGACGUAGAUGAUAAAAGCAACUUAAAACAUGCAAAGCGAACACGAAAAGACACUAAUUUUCUAAAACGGCUGCAGCAGUUUCGGGCAGAUUUGAUUCACACGAACCCUUACAGCUACACGGACGUGGGAAAAAAGUGUUAUUAAAAGUGAAGUGAUUUUGUUCUGUAUUUUUGAACUCGUUUGUUGAACGUGACGUCCACAGUGCUCCAGAUGAGCACCAUCAGCGUGUGAAUGUGUGUGAAUGCAGCCUGUUGUAAAAGCGUGUCGAGAGCUCGGUAGACUAGAAAAGUUCAAUAUAAAUGUUGUUUUUAUGCAUCGAGGGCAGAUUUCACCCUAAUUUAUACAAUCUCAUGCUUCUGAUGAGCCUGCUUCGAGGUUUUCUCCUCUUCAUGGUACAGAUUUACAUUCACAGUCAAUCGUGUUUAAAAACUGCCUUUAAACUGGUCCUACUUUUAAAGAUGUGUUUUGUCUGUCAAACUGUGUGAGUCAGUCAGAGGAAGAUUAAAGGAGUUUUUAACCACUUGUAUCACUCUUAUCUCUUUGUUUCUAAAUCUCUAAAUCUCUGUAUCUGCAGGGUUCGUACAGCUUUGUAAGAGUAAAAUUAAAGCACUUUGAAGGAA